AUGCAAAACCAGUUCGUCCAAGAACAGGUUGCUGAAGAGCGAGCUGGCAGAGGAAGCGAAGGGGGGGUGAAUGUGGUGGGAGGGGCAAGAGGGGCAUGCGUGAGUUUCCCUCAUGUGCAUGCGGAUUGGGCACACAGGUUGCUGAGGAGCGAGCUGGCAGAGGCAGAGGGGGGGAAGACAACUAUGGUGGGAGGGGAAGGCGCGGGGGGGCCUACAGUUAUGGCAGGAGGGGCAGGAGGGGCAAGAGGUCCGUGGCGCUGCUCCCUGCUGCGCGCCGAAAAACGCCCUCAGUUGCUUGAAGGGAGGGAUCUGCCCCCCUGCACACAGCUCCGAACAGCGCAGCCGUACUUUAGGAACUCCGCCCCCGUGAUAGGCGCCAGCAGUUUCUGCUUCCAUAGGUACACCCACCAGGUGGUGACACCAGAGCUGAACGGGCUGGCUGGCGCGUGCACUGCUAAUCCAUACAUGCCCCUUUCUUCCCUUCCAUUCCCCCCCAUCCCUCUAUGCCCCAUCUUUCGCCCCCCAGCUCAGAGCGUUCCAGAAAGACCCCCUCAAGUUCAGAACCCUCUCAAUGUGACUUCAGCUCAGAGGCAUGGGAGGAACGAGGCCUGCUGUGCUUCCAAGUCAGGGCGCUCCAUCAAGUUCGAUUCAGACUUCAACCCACCCAUCAAGUCCCCUCUUCGCCCAUCCAACCACCCAUCAAGUCCCCUCUUCGCCCAUCCAACCACCCAUCAAGUCCCCUCUUCGCCCAUCCAACCACCCAUCAAGUCCCCUCUUCGCCCAUCCAACCACCCAUCAAGUCCCCUCUUCGCCCAUCCAACCACCCAUCAAGUCCCCUCUUCGCCCAUCCAACCACCCAUCAAGUCCCCUCUUCGCCCAUCCAACCACCCAUCAAGUCCCCUCUUCGCCCAUCCAACCACCCAUCAAGUCCCCUCUUCGCCCAUCCAACCACCCAUCAAGUCCCCUCUUCGCCCAUCCAACCACCCAUCAAGUCCCCUCUUCGCCCAUCCAACCACCCAUCAAGUCCCCUCUUCGCCCAUCCAACCACCCAUCAAGUCCCCUCUUCGCCCAUCCAACCACCCAUCAAGUCCCCUCUUCGCCCAUCCAACCACCCAUCAAGUCCCCUCUCCCCACCGUUCCCCCGGCGGUCUUGACACGGCCCUCACGGCCCUCACACGGUCUUGA
Closterium sp. Naga37s-1 is the source of this 1185-nucleotide messenger RNA. Lineage: Eukaryota; Viridiplantae; Streptophyta; Zygnematophyceae; Desmidiales; Closteriaceae. The record is from the annotation of a GenBank genome assembly.